UGCACCACAAUGAUCCGAACACUGGUUUCUCUGAAUCUUCUUGGUACUCUGUUCCUGGUUCAAACCCUGGAGGUUCCCCACCCGAUGCCUUUGGUUGUGGUUCGUCUUGGUGAUAAUGUUACUCUGUCAUGUCCAUUGCCACAGGGGGAAGUCAGAUUCGUUUUCUGGUAUAAGCAAUCUGUUGGACGUAUGGUCCAAACAGUUGCAGUACAAAGUCUAGACAGUGCAACAUUUCAUGAACAGUUUAAUAAUACGCGUUUCUCUGUUCGAAAAAGUGUUUCUGAGUUUAAUCUGAUCAUCAGAAAUGUAAUCAGAGAAGAUGAAGCAACAUACUUCUGUCAAGGAGGAACAGCAUAUAAAAUGUUCAACCUUAAUGGAACAUAUUUGCGUGUGAAUGAUUACAACCAGCAGAAGUCUGUCCUCCUGACACAGUGGCCGGAGACUGAGUCCGUCCAGCUGGGAGAAGCAGUGACUCUCCAAUGUUCGGUUGUCUUCGAGAACAAAGAGAGGAGCAGCUGGUGUUCAGGUGAACACAGUGUGUACUGGUUCAGAGCCGGAUCAGGAGAAUCCCAUCCAGGCGUCAUUCACAGUCGUGGGAACAGAAGUCAUGAAUGUCAGGAGAGUCCUUCUCGUCAACGGAGCUGUGUUUACACACUCUCCAAAAGUGUAACCAGCUCCUCUGAUGCUGGGACUUACUACUGUGCUGUCGCCACAUGUGGGGAGAUGCUGUUUGGAAGUGGUACAAAAGUGGACACAAGAUCAGAAUUGUUUCCAGUUGAUAUUGUGCUUGGGACCCUACUGGCUUGCUCCAGCAUUGUAAUCGUCGUCCUUAUUUUCUCCAGAAAUCGAAGGCGAAUUUGCCAACACUGCAAAGGAACAGUGACUGCUACAGACCAUCUUGGACUUGAAAAAUCAACUAUGCAUCACCCCAGUGAUCUGAAUACUGAAGCACAGGAACUGAAUUAUGCAGCGUUGAAUUUCUCCUCAAGGAAAGCUAAAAGAGGACAGAAGAAGAGAGAGUUGCCAACGGAGAGCAUUUACUCUGCUGUGAGAACAGACGAGUAAGGCUCUUCGUCGACUGUCACACCUAA
This is a messenger RNA of Myripristis murdjan (pinecone soldierfish), 1091 nucleotides long. Its product is annotated as vascular endothelial growth factor receptor 1-like. The transcript is spliced from 6 exons. The record is from RefSeq and is a predicted model, not a curated record. Gene Ontology annotation, biological process: response to bacterium. NCBI's taxonomy places the organism in Eukaryota, Metazoa, Chordata, Actinopteri, Holocentriformes, Holocentridae. Bases 10 to 1065 code for a protein of 351 amino acids.